Messenger RNA from Eucalyptus grandis, 1974 nucleotides. Its product is annotated as protein ACCELERATED CELL DEATH 6-like. Lineage: Eukaryota; Viridiplantae; Streptophyta; Magnoliopsida; Myrtales; Myrtaceae. The record is from RefSeq and is a predicted model, not a curated record. Gene Ontology annotation, cellular component: plasma membrane. The transcript has 3 exons. The coding region runs from base 1 to 1974 and encodes 657 amino acids. Gene Ontology annotation, molecular function: protein phosphatase regulator activity; protein phosphatase 1 binding.
AUGGACGUAAAGGUAUCUAUAGGAGACGAGGUUGUCAUGAACACCUCGAUCGAGGUGGCGGUCCAGAAGGAUGAAGGAGGAGCUUCCCUGAAUAAUGCAUCGGCGACCACGCGAACUGCGGAGCAACAAGAUCCAGCAAAAGUGUAUGCAGCUGCUAAAAAUCUAGCCGAUGUCAUCAAAGGCGCCAAUGUCGAGGAUAUCAUUUCCGCGAUCGAAACGCUUGCCUGUCAAGCUGAUUCGUCUGCCGUUUUCAAUUUCCGGAGGCUGUCGAGGGGUUCGCUACUCCACAUUGCAGCAGCCACCGGCAAGAGCAACAUCCUGAGGCUCCUGCUUGAUCGUGUCGAUGCCUACCUCAUAGCCGCCCCAGAUGAUUGGGGGAAUACCCCUCUCCACAUCGCCACUAAGGCCAAGGCAUCUGGAGUCGUCGCUAUGCUGAUUCGCCAUGCAAGAGACCUCCCCGACGUGGAUGACAAGAACUGGAUCCUGAGGAUGAAGAACAAUCAUGGAAACACCGCUUUGCACGAGGCCGUGCUUACAUGUGACGUUGACUUGGUGAGCCAUCUGUUGAACGAAAAUUCGGAGCUCGUGUACUUGGCGAACGCGGAUCAGAAAUCUCCCCUGUACCUGGCCAUUGACACCUGCGACCCCAAGAUAUUUCAGGUUUUAUUUUCGCCCUCGCUUGACCCAUCAAGAAUAGAAGGCUUGCCGCCCGUUCGUGGUGCUGUUGCACGUAAACAAUAUGGUUUACUGGGCGAGAUACUAAAAAAGAACGUGAAGCUAUUUGCAAUUACAGACUCCAAAGGCGGUAAUGUAUUCCAUCUAGCAACUUUCUGGAAUGUGCCCCAAGUAUUUGAACUCUUACGACCAGAAACCGAAUAUUUGGCUCGAGAACGAGACAACAAUGGGGAUCUUCCAAUUCAUAUUGCGAGCAAGAUGGGUCAUGUUGAACUAAUCGAUAAGCUACAUCCAGUGUCACAGUGGGUAAAUGGGAAAGGACAAACCAUUCUUCAUGUGGCAGCAAAAUACGGAAGAGAAGAAGUAGUGAGAUCUAUACUCAAACAUCCGGAUCUGAGGGAGAUGAUAAAUGAAAGAGACCAUGACGGAAAUACACCUUCACACUUGGCAGUGAAGUAUUUACAACCCGCCACUUUGGUUCAUCUUGUGCUGGAUAAAAGAAUGAACCCCUCCCUCCUCAACCAUGAACGUUUGGCUGUUGUCGACAGUGUUCCACAUCACUCACCAAAAGGAUUACAGCGGACUAUGUCAGCUGAGAGACCAGAUCGAUUCAUAGUUAAGCCAGAAGCUCGAGACAUAGUGUACAGGCGCAGAAUUUUGAAAGGUCCUGCCAAUUUGGAAGAGGCUAUCAAUACCUUGUUGGUGGUGGCGACGCUUGUGACCACUGUGACUUUCACAGCUGGUUUCGCAGUUCCUGGAGGAUUGAACAGCUCAGACAUGGCAUCCAAAGAUGACAGGGGCGUGGCUACGAUGCUGGGCAAUAGAAAGUUCCAGGAAUUCGUGAUUUGCAACACCUUCGCGAUGUUCUGCUCAAUGACCUCGGUCGUUGUCUUGAUGUUAGCAUACCUCUCCCACUUAAAAUUAUUUUACUUCAAGCUUGCACUAAAGCUACUAGGAAUGUCACUCCCGGCAAUGUCCUACGCUUUCUUAAUUGGUGUCAACUUGACCGUUGGCAAACUCCCUUGGCUUGCCACCACGAUAUCAAUUAUCGGAUCUUUUUUCAUCUUCAUCAUCAUCAUCACGGGUUCUUUAUCUUGGUGGGUGGUUCAUGAAAUAUUAAUCUUUGACAUAGUUAUCCCCUACCUUGCUCCUUUCCGCCCUAUGAUACUCUGGUGUUUCCGCCCUUACCUUCAUCUUUUACGAGUUGCGACGACGCUCGAUUGGGAUGACUCAGAAGAAGACAGAACGGGGAGCAAGACCUCUGCUAGUCCGCCUCUGGGUGGUGGCGGUAAAGAUUGA